AAGAGCAGCCUCAAAUUAAAGACUACCUGGCACUCUCCUACUUUACUCACCUCACUCUAUAAAUACUAUACACCUAACAUAACAUUCUAUCACUACUCAUUCACUCACUAACUCAUUCUCCAAAUAACAAUUUAAGGUAGCCAAAACCAAAUUAAUUAGUAAUUAACAAACUCAACCAUGGGGAUCCUUUCCUAUUUGUGCUACUCUCUCUUUUAUCUUUCUAUAUUUUUCAUCAUUAGGCUUUUGUUCCAAUCAAGAAAAUUCAAAAACCUUCCACCAGGUCCAACUUCUCUUCCUAUAAUUGGUAACCUUCACCAUCUCAAACGUCCCCUAAACCGUACCUUUAAGGCACUCACUGAAAAGUAUGGUAACGUGAUUUCCCUUUGGUUUGGUUCACGUCUUGUUGUCGUUGUUUCUUCACUUUCCGAAUUUCAAGAAUGUUUUACAAAAAACGACGUUGUCCUAGCAAAUAGACCACGGUUUUUAUCCGGAAAAUAUAUUUUCUACAAUUACACCACUUUAGGAUCUACCUCCUACGGUGAACACUGGCGUAACCUUCGUCGUAUCACUUCCCUUGAUGUUCUUUCAAACCACCGUAUCAACAACUUUGCUCCUAUCCGAAGAGACGAGACUCAGAGGUUGAUCAAGAAGUUGGCUGAAGAUUCAUCCACUAAAUUUGCUGAAGUAGAACUUACUUUCAGGUUUUUCGAUAUGACCUUCAACAACAUCAUGAGAAUGAUCUCUGGAAAGAGAUACUAUGGUGAUGAUUGCGACAUAUCUGAGGUUCAAGAAGCAAGUCAAUUUAGGGAUAUGGUAUCUGAACUGUUGCAGUUAUCAGGAGCAAACAAUAAGACUGAUUUCAUGCCCUUGUUAAAGUUUCUUGACUUUGAAAACUUGGAGAAGAGAGUCAAGCGUAUUGGUGAAAAGAAUGAUGUAUUUUUGAGUGGACUCCUUCAAGAGCAACGUAGCAAGAAAGAACGUACAAAUACCAUGAUAGAUCAUCUUCUAAACAUGCAAGAAUCACAGCCAGAGUACUACACCGAUACAAUCAUCAAAGGCCUUUGUUUGGCAAUGCUCCUUGCUGGAACGGACUCAUCUGCCGUAACAUUAGAGUGGACCAUGUCAAAUAUUUUGAACUAUCCAGAGGUAUUGAAAAAGGUAAGAGAUGAAGUGGAUACUCAUGUAGGACAAGAUCGUUUGGUUGAUGAAUCAGACCUUCCGAAACUAACUUACCUAAGAAAUGUUAUCUACGAGACCCUUCGAUUGUAUACUCCUGCUCCAUUGUUAUUACCACACUCAACUGCAGAUGAGUGCAUUAUGGGAGGAUACAAAGUUCCGCGCGACACCAUAGUAUUGAUCAAUGCUUGGGCCAUUCAUAGAGACCCUGAAACAUGGAGUGAAGCCACAACUUUCAAGCCGGAGAGGUUCGACAAAAAAGGAGAGUUGGAGAAGAUGAUUGCAUUUGGAAUGGGAAGAAGGGCAUGUCCAGGAGAAGGUUUAGCUCUUCGAGCAAUUAGCAUGACAUUGGCAUUAUUGGUUCAAUGCUUUGAUUGGAAACGUAUAAACGAUGAAAAAAUUGAUAUGUCAGAACGAGAUGGGUUCACUAUGACAAAGUUACUACCAUUGAAGGCCAUGUGUAAAACUCGUCCGGUCGUCAACAAGGUUUUCAAGUAAUUCAUCUAAGGAAAGUCAAUCAAAAAUGUUAUAUGUACUAUGUUCGCAUAUAAAUCAUAUCAUAUCAUUUGUAAUUUGUUGUCAAAUCUGCGUGCUCAAAUAAUUGUAAUAUGUGUAGUGAUCGGUAUGCACAUGGAUUUUCUCAAAUAAAAGUUUUUAUUUGUAAUUCUUAAUAUCUAUUGUAGCCACUCAAAUAAUUAAGUGCGUGGAACGUGAUAAGAAACCACUUAAAUAGGGUAGCUACAAAAUAAAGAAUUAGUACUAUCAGAGUGAGUGGGUACAAAAUAAACAGUUACUGUAGACUGUAGUACUAAAAAACUUUGAUGUAUGCUUACGUACAGGUUUGUCGUUGUCUUUA
This is a messenger RNA of Medicago truncatula (barrel medic), 2032 nucleotides long. The record is from RefSeq and is a predicted model, not a curated record. Lineage: Eukaryota; Viridiplantae; Streptophyta; Magnoliopsida; Fabales; Fabaceae.